Mus caroli (Ryukyu mouse) is the source of this 1430-nucleotide messenger RNA. Its product is annotated as serum amyloid A-4 protein. Gene Ontology annotation, cellular component: extracellular region. NCBI's taxonomy places the organism in Eukaryota, Metazoa, Chordata, Mammalia, Rodentia, Muridae. The record is from RefSeq and is a predicted model, not a curated record.
AGAAAAAAGCAGGCGCUCCACAGAGAGAAGGUCCUAACCGCCCCAAUUCCUCUGAAACUUCCGCCAGAGAAAGGGCCAUCCAUCGCUGUCACACUUCUCCAGGGAGGUCUUGCUCGUGACUCACUCCUGAGAUCCGUUUCCUAUAGAGUCGCACCAUGAGGCUUGCCACCGUCAUUGUCCUCUGCUCUUUGUUCCUGGGAGUCAGUGGUGAUGGCUGGUAUUCAUUCUUCAAGGAAGCCGUACAAGGGACGUGGGACUUGUGGAGAGCCUAUCGGGACAACCUAGAAGCUAAUUACCAAAAUGCAGACCAAUACUUCUAUGCUCGUGGGAACUAUGAGGCCCAACAGAGGGGAUCUGGGGGCAUCUGGGCUGCUAAAAUAAUCAGCACCGGCAGGAAAUACUUCCAGGGCCUCCUAAACCGGUAUUAUUUUGGAAUCAGGAACCAUGGAUUGGAAACUCUGCAGGCUACCCAGAAAGCCGAGGAAUGGGGCCGCAGUGGCAAAAGCCCCAAUCACUUCCGACCCGAGGGCCUUCCUGAGAAGUUCUGAGCCUGCCACUCAGGCAGCACUCAGUGGACUAGGCUGUGAGCCACAAGCCUUUCUCUGUGAUAGUCACUCGGCUUGGUGUCCACAAGAAGCUAGAGAUGCCCAGUAAACACUUUGCAGAUUAAAUUUGUCGAUGGAAACAGGGAACUCUCAGAAAUACUUUCUGGGGAGAAAGAGUUGCUAUGGAUCACAGAAGAUAAGCAGAGGAAAAAGGUGUGACCACCAGGUAAUGGCCUCAAACCAUGCAGGCCCCUCACACAACCCCACCAGAUCUGCUCUAGCCUUUAACCACACCAAUGUCUGCUAAGCAGGCUUGAGCUAGCAAAGCAUUGCCCACCAUGCAGGGGCUUCUCUGAAAAGUGGAGUUUGCUCUGAGAUAAGCCCUGGGAACCUGCCCAUCAACUUCCCCCUGGACACUGGUCAGGUGUCUCCCUAUCCCGCCAUCUUCUGGUCACAACCAGUCUCUAUUUUAUUGUUGCUCCCACGAAUUUCUGUUUACUGGUGCACCUCUGCCUUAUCAAUCAUGCCCUCUUCACUAACUGCAGGCCUUGUCCCCUGAGACCUCUUUCAAGUAGGGAACGCUAUGUCGAGAAUGCCUCAUCUUAACCUUAGGAACUCUAACUUGGAAACUGCACUGGGGACCAGGGAUAUAGUUUGGCAUAGUGCUUGCUUAGCGUGCAUGCAUAUAUCUCUAGGUAGAUUCUCAGAACUGCAUAAAUCUGGUGAUGGUAUACAUUUAUAAUCCUAGUACUGGGGAGGCAGACAGAGGCUGGCAGACCAGAAGUUCAAGGCCAGCCCUGGCUAUGUAUUGAAUUUGAUUUUGAGAUCAGUUUGGGAUACAUGAGACCCUCUGUCCCCAUAAAGUGUACAUACACACACACACAC